This is a messenger RNA of Cimex lectularius (bed bug), 1530 nucleotides long. It is a transcript of the gene stv, whose product is annotated as BAG domain-containing protein Samui. Gene Ontology annotation, biological process: protein stabilization. The record is from RefSeq and is a predicted model, not a curated record. Bases 164 to 1411 code for a protein of 415 amino acids. Gene Ontology annotation, molecular function: adenyl-nucleotide exchange factor activity; protein-folding chaperone binding. Gene Ontology annotation, cellular component: cytosol; membrane; nucleus. The transcript is spliced from 2 exons. NCBI's taxonomy places the organism in Eukaryota, Metazoa, Arthropoda, Insecta, Hemiptera, Cimicidae.
UCAGUUCUAAUUGUGAUACCAUUUUUCUUGGAGGGCCGACUCUAACGCUGCUUCUCUUGAGACUUGAGUAGUAUUUUAUAGGCAAGGGAGAGAGUCGGAACUCGGACGUGCUCGCCGCUCCUUUUUCUUCUUCCUUCUCAUCCGUCUCUUGUCAUACGUUGCAAUGUCGUUUCCUUUCCAAGACAGGCCCAGCUUCAGGGACGGCUUUCGAGGCAAGUCCGGAAACGAGAUCAUUGAAGAAAUGAGGCAAUCAAUGGAUGAGAACAGAAAGAAAUUCUUCGAGUCAAACCCAAAGUGGGGACAUUCACGAUCACAUGCGGCCUCCAAGUUUCCCAAAGGCUUUCCUUUUGAUAAUGAUAUAACAUCUGGGAAAUCCACAAUCGAUGAACAUUUGGACAAACUAGCCCAAAAGCAUCCAGAAAUCGCAGAGCAGCUGAAAGAUUGGAAUACCAUUCAGAAGAGACCAAGGCACGAAGGUCCGUCAAGUGGUACGAGUAGUGAUAACAAAGAAGACGUCCCAGACAGACAAAACGAAGCGCACAUCGCGCCAAAAGGAGCCAGCAAUUUACGGAAUACCGUACCUGACAUGCAGCAUAACAACCAGGUCCAGGAUGAAGUUGACCGGGCUCAGAGAUCGCAGUCUGCUCCCCCAGAAGCUUUUCAAAAAGAGAUUCCUAUUCAGAAAAAUGAUUAUGUAAAUACUAACCAGUCGCCAAACUGUACACCGCCUCCUCAUCAUAACCAGCACCACCAGCAAGGUAUGCGUGGACCGACUGUGAGACAUAUUCCCAUUUUUGUGGAAGGAAGAGAUGAACCUUUGCUUCCUAAGGAAGCGACUGAAACUACCUCUUGUCCACCACAUCCACAACAACAUUACCAGCCACAAUCUGCAAACCAACAACCGAUGAGGCCAGUAAGGAAACAACAAAGGGCUCAGCAGGACUAUUCAAUUCCCAUACCUGUUCAGAUGCCUCAAGCACCGCCUUGUGCGCAACCUCAGCCACAGCAGCAACAGCACCAGCCCUCUCCUCAGCCUCCGCAAAACCAAAAUUCACCAACACCUCCGCCUCAAGCUCAAUCACAGUCCCCUCCACCCCCUCCCAGAAUAGAUCCACUCGAUCAGGUUGCCUUCGUUCAAAAAGAGGUUGAAAAUCUAAAAGAAAAGAUAUAUUCCAUAAAGUCCAUUGCGAAAAACGACAGGGAAUAUAUAUAUCUUGAUGAAAUGCUCACAAGGAAUCUUUUGAAGUUAGAUAACAUCGAAAUAGAGGGACGAGAAGAGGUGAGAGCUGCAAGGAAGGAAGCUAUCAAGCGAAUACAGGAGUGUAUCACGACCCUCGAAUCGUUACCAGACACUCAACAAUCAACAGAGCUUGCAUGCCUCACAACAGCAUCUUCUGAAUCGUCUACUUAAUUGAAUAUGUACACUAUACACAUAGAGCUUUUUUCUUUUUUUUUUCUUUUUUCACAAACUUGAAAAAUGUAUUUCAGACGUAUGCAAUUGUUUUUAGAAGGCCUCUCUCUCUACAUAUA